Molecule: messenger RNA, 1167 nt
Organism: Hibiscus syriacus
Lineage: Eukaryota; Viridiplantae; Streptophyta; Magnoliopsida; Malvales; Malvaceae
Product: ferritin-3, chloroplastic-like
Exons: 8
Coding region: 16-927 (303 amino acids)
Biological process (GO): intracellular iron ion homeostasis; iron ion transport
Cellular component (GO): cytoplasm
Molecular function (GO): ferric iron binding; ferrous iron binding
Source: RefSeq, a predicted model, not a curated record
CGUGUCUUCCAUCCAAUGGCGUUACCAUCCCUACCCAUCCUUUUUAUUCCUCUGCUGAUCCGCCGUCCCUCAUGCACCCAUCUCCUUCUCCUUCAAUUGUUUGUUUUAAAGUCUCUGUUUUUAUUCACCCUUUUCAUCAAAAAGCUUCCUUUUCUGUUAGCCAUGUUGUUGAAAGCUUCCCCUGCUUUUUCUUUGUUGAAGAAUCCGACUGUGGAGAAUCGGGUACUCCUGUUUUCCUCUCUAUCUUGUCCAAAAAACAGGUCUGGGUCUGGGUUCGGUUCCGUUGUUUGUGCGACCAAAGGAGCCAACAGCAACCCAUUAACCGGUGUCAUUUUCGAGCCCUUUGAGGAAGUGAAGAAGGAGUUUGAUCUGGUCCCAUCUCAGCCUCAAGUGUCCCUGGCUCGUCAAAAGUAUUCGGAUGAAUGUGAAGCCGCCAUCAAUGAACAAAUCAAUGUGGAGUACAAUGUUUCCUAUGUGUACCAUGCUAUGUUCGCUUACUUCGACAGGGACAACGUUGCGCUCAGAGGCCUUGCCAAGUUCUUUAAGGAAUCUAGCCUAGAAGAGAGAGAACAUGCUGAGAAAUUGAUGGAAUACCAGAAUAAGCGAGGCGGAAAAGUGAAGCUGCAGUCCAUACUGAUGCCCUUCUCGGAGUUUUAUCAUGUAGAGAAAGGAGAUGCCUUAUAUGCAAUGGAGCUUGCCUUGUCCCUGGAGAAACUAACGAAUGAAAAGCUAUUGAACUUGCACGGUGUGGCUGAGAGGAACCAUGAUGUGCAGCUGACGCAUUUCGUUGAAAGCGAGUACUUAGCCGAGCAGGUGGAGGCCAUCAAGAAAAUAUCAGAAUAUGUGGCUCAGUUGAGAAGAGUUGGCAAAGGACAUGGGGUGUGGCACUUUGAUCAGAUGCUCCUCCACGAGGGAGCUGCUGCAUGAAAUCCGAGAUAAAAGUCGCUGCUUGCUUUCGGUAUCAGAGGGUCGAUCUAUAGGGGCCUGUACCCGUAGUAUAAGCGUUUGAGAGAUUUUGCUUGCAAGUUUUAUGAGUAGUUUAGAAGCUUUGUGUCGAUCUAUCGACAUUAAUGACUGUUUUCUUCUGUUAAAUGCUCUGCAGAGUUAUCCGAUAGCUCGAAAUAAUAUUGAGAAGGACUAGAACCUAAUCACAAGUAGGGUUCAUUU